Cebus imitator (Panamanian white-faced capuchin) is the source of this 2342-nucleotide messenger RNA. RefSeq names its product single-pass membrane protein with coiled-coil domains 4 (gene SMCO4). NCBI's taxonomy places the organism in Eukaryota, Metazoa, Chordata, Mammalia, Primates, Cebidae. The record is from RefSeq and is a predicted model, not a curated record. The transcript is spliced from 4 exons. Bases 1895 to 2272 code for a protein of 125 amino acids.
CUCCUAACCUCAGGUGAUCUGCCCUCCUUGGCCUCCCAAUGUGCUAGGACUACAGGCAUGAGCCACUGCACCCAGCCCCAGAGUUUUAAUUUUUGCUUGGAAGCCCAAAACUUGUCUUUAGUAACAAAUACCAUCAGUUUUCCUUGAAAUAACAGCCUCACUGUAUUUAUUUUUAACAAAGUGUUUAUAAAUACCGAAAUCUGAAUAAUCAUAGUUUUUCUCAUUCUUUCAAGUAAAGAUGAUGUUCUGUGAAAAACAGUGACUAAGCUUGCAGCUUAGUCAUGCAAGUCCUUUUUCUUCCCAAAGACAACCAUGGUACUCUGGCCUGCAGUGGAAGUGCUGAAUGAGUGCGCUUAACAUUUUGUUACAUGGGAUGUUAAAAAUAUGUGUACUCAAGAAUCAAUAUUUAAUAAAAUUAGUAAUUUUACUGCUUCAUCAAGGACACUCUUAGGUAAAAUUGACUUUAAAAAAUAGCAGGGGUGGAUAAUAGCUGUGUGUAUGGCAGUAGAGAAUAUAAUGACUACUGAUAUGCUAAGAUGCCACUGCCUUGAUUUAUGCUAAGUCACCAGUAGUUUUACCUUCCUUUGCUUUUGCACCAGCAAUGUGUCAACACAGUUGAAGAUAGUUUUGACCUUGCAGGACUCCCAGAAGGGGUCUUGGGCCACACUUCAAAAACCAGUGGGUAAAACUAAACUGCUCACCAUUUAUCUGUGUGCUCUAGAUUCUCUUGCUUUCCAUAUCUUGGCUCCAUGCCUCCUCUGCCCAGAACAUUCAUCUUCACUACCACCUCUCCCUCCCCUUGUGUGUGUGCGUAUUCACACAUAUGUGUACAUCUACACAUGUAUAGGUGUGUAUGUGUGUAUAAAUGCACGUGUGUGUAUAUUCAGCUAGGACUGGUUAUAAUAAUCGUGUGCAGUGAUCUCAUCCUGUAGAUGUGGGCCAGGUUUCAUAUUUAUCUUGGUGGGCAGUAGCACCAAGUACCAUGUUUGGCACAGCUAAUCAGUCAUUAAAUGUUAGCUGUCAUCAUCAUCAUCAUCAUCAUCAUCAUUGCAAGGGCUUAAUACUUUUUUUUUUUUUUUUUAAACAAAUGAAGAGUUUGGGUUAGUAUUUCUCAUGGUUUCCUUAGAACAUUGGUUCUCUGUGAUACCUACCAGUAAGUGUUGAUGAAAGGGCAUCUGUGGUCAGCUAGAUUUGAGAAUGCUCAAAUACAUUUUUCAUUGAAGGAUUUUCAGGAUCCUUUAUUGUAUAAAGUGUAUAUUGUGAAUCUUUAAGGGGAAUGGGAAGCUAUAGAAUCUAGCAUUUCCCAAGCUGAAUAACCUGUGAACCUUCUUUUCUUGGCAUAACUUAUAGGACCAGGUUUCUUGGAGUUUUCUUUGGGAAAUAAUCACAUAGUCUGGCCUUUUCAUUUUUACAGAUGAGGAAAUUGAUGACCUAUAUUCAUUCCUCUGCAUUAAUUUAUACCUCAGCUAGUUAAGGAAUACUUCUUAAAGUUAGACACUGCUAGGUUGGGUAAUAGAAUAGUAGCAAGUGAAAAAAAACAGACUUGGGGAAAGCGUUACUAUACUGCUUAUAUGGAGUAGAUGAUUAAGUGGGAGGUACAAACAUUAAUGAAAUCGUUACUGAAAUUAUAAUUGUUAUGUAAAUGGUAUGUAGGAAGGUACAUGGUGCUAAAUCAUUUGUUUUUUUUUGUUAUUGUUGUUUUGCUCAUUUUCAAAGCUUUGCCAGGCCCAUUUAGAUCUUCCUCUCAGCAUUUUGCCACUGCUGGCAGCUCUGGGAUCCAGACUGCUGAAGAUCAGUAAAGAUGAUGUCCGUUUGCCCAGCUACAUCAUCUGAGAGUGUAGCAUGUUGAAGACAUGAUCUGUUACAGCUUGAGACAACUUUCUCUUAGUGCCUGAUGUUUAGAAUAACUCAAGUCACCUGUACUGGAGAUCAGUUUGCUGAAAUUAUUCAAGCAACGAUUCUUGAAGUUGAAGAAAAGUCCAGCAGAUGUUUGUUGAGCACCUGUUACAUAAAAGGCAUCAUGCCAGCCCAGGAGAAUAUUAUUACCAGCAAGGCACAUUUGCAGUCCCUGAGAAGUGGAGACGUCAGAGGCUCCAGCCAGCUAGGCAGUAGCUGCCAGUCAGCACUGCUGUCAAGGUAUAAACCAAGUGCUGAUUUAGCACCAAGGAGGUGGCUGUUGCUUCUGCCUGGAGGAGGUGGCGAAGGCCACGUGUGCUGGUUAUCCAAGGAUGAGAGACUGCGCAUGUGGAUGACAAUGAGGUUCCAGCCUUGACAAGUGUGGCCCUUCCUGGAAUCCCUCUGGACACACCCUCCUAGCAUCCUCUAGGAAAGAUGCGGCAGCU